Quercus lobata is the source of this 732-nucleotide messenger RNA. RefSeq lists its product as uncharacterized. Gene Ontology annotation, molecular function: nucleic acid binding. NCBI's taxonomy places the organism in Eukaryota, Viridiplantae, Streptophyta, Magnoliopsida, Fagales, Fagaceae. Gene Ontology annotation, biological process: DNA integration. The record is from RefSeq and is a predicted model, not a curated record. The transcript is spliced from 2 exons. The coding region runs from base 1 to 732 and encodes 243 amino acids.
AUGGGAAACUCCAUGUUUUCAUUUAUGGAUGGAUAUAGUGGGUAUAACCAAAUUCGCAUGGCAGCCAAAGAUGCAAAGAAGACAGCAUUUAGAACCUCGAUUGGAAAUUUUUAUUACACUAUGAUGCCCUUUGGCCUUAAAAAUGUGAUGGCCACAUACCAGCAGACCAUGACAACUAUCUUCCAUGAUAUGAUGCAUAAGGAAAUGGAAAAUUAUGUGGAUGACAUUGUGGUAAAGUCAAAAACCAGGGCAGGAAACUUCCAGGCUAUCCCUUUGAAAAAUGCCACUAGAGCAGCUGUGGCAAACUUCAUUCGGGAACACAUCAGCACACGAUUUGGGAUCCCCAAGAGACUGAUCAGCAAUAAUGGAACCCUGUUCAUAAAUAAGGAUAUGAAAAACCUGACUGAGGCGUAUCACAUCAAGCAUGUGAGGUCCACACCAUAUUAUCCACAAGGAAAUGGCCAGGUCGAGGCUACCUACAGGGGGAUACUCAAAAUCCUCAAGGAAAUGAAACAUGAGUAUAGGGAGAAGUGGAGUGCCCACUUGACAGAUGUACUCUGGGCAUGUAGGAGUUCCCUAAAGACAGCCAUAGGAUUUUCACCGUUUUUCCUAGUUUAUGGGACCGUUUUUCCUAAUUUAUGGGACAGAAGCUAUCAGCCCCGUGGAGCUAGUCAUCCCUACACCAAGAGUAGUACUCGAAGAAAUCAAAGGAGGCACAAAUGGCAUAAAUAG